UGCGGUCGCGCACAGUUCAGUGUAUGGGAGGUAAAAUGGCGACGGGUGCCAUUUCCACGGAGUCAAAGAAAAUAUCAGAUUUAAGAGUUGUUGAUCUAAAAUCCGAGCUCAAACAAAGGAAUUUGGACACUUCUGGUGUGAAGAGCGUUCUUCUUGCAAGAUUGAGACAGGCUCUUGAGGAUGAAGAUGGUGACACAGAAAAUAUUCAAAUCCAGCUUUCAGCUGACACAUCAAAUCGGAAAGGUGGGAAAGCAAAAGGAAAAAAAGUGGAUUCAGAUGCGGACACAACGGGGGAGGAAGAUGUGCUCUCCAAGGAAACUGAAGAAUAUGAAUCUGAAAAAGAUGUAACUGAUACAGAUGAUGGUACUCGUGAAAAGUCUAAGCCUGCACCCUGUGAGGACAGCCUUACUCAGCCUGAGGCUGAGGCACUAGCUGAGGCUGAACCAGAGUCAGAAGCUGUGGUGGCUGAGGCAGAUUCAGAGCCAGAGCCAGAGAUGGAUGCUGAGCCAGAGCCAGAGAUGGAUGCUGAGUCUGAGGCAGAGGUAGAUGCUGAGUCUGACGCCGACCCAGAGGUGGAUGAUGAUGACGCCGACCCAGAGGUGGAUGAUGAUGAUGACGCCGACCCAGACCCAGAGGUGGAAGAUGAAGACACCGACCCAGAGAUGGAUGGGGAGGAUGAGCCAGGGCUGAAGACCAAACUGUCUGAGAGUGAUGCCGAAACGAUGAAUUCCUCUAAAGAAGCUGAGGACGAUCACCUAUCCGUCUCAAUCCCAAAUGAAGAUGCCAUCACCCUAGAUGUUGAUGGUGAUGAUCUCCUGGAAACAGGUAAACAUGUGAAACUUCCAGAUCCAGAGGCUGAGAAGGGCACUGAUGAGCCAAUGGCCUCUGAGACGGUCCCAGAUGAUGACAUGAUGGCGGGAGAGACCGUGGGCCACAAAGAUGGUAAGAAAGAUGAUGGGUCCAGGAGUGAUCUCAUGAAGAAAGACGGCAGAGAGGCCCUGAAGAAAGCUGAAAUGGGAGACAAAGAAAAGGAUUCUGGGAAGAAAGGCCCCUGCACUACUGGGGCAUCAGGUCAAGCAAAGAGCUCUUCAAGAGACCGAGAUGGAAAAGCUGCAAAAGAUGAAAAGGCAGUCGUCAGCAGUAGCGGCAACAGCAGCUCUUCUCGCAACAUAUGGGUGAGCGGCCUGUCUUCAAACACCAAAGCAGCGGUCCUAAAGAACCUGUUUGGCAAAUAUGGAAAGGUUUUGAGUGCCAAGGUGGUUACAAAUGCUCGCAGUCCUGGUUCAAAGUGUUAUGGCUUGGUGACGAUGUCUUCCAGUACAGAGGUGACACGGUGCGUCUCCCACCUCGACUGUACAGAGCUCCACGGACAGCAGAUAUAUGUUGAAAGGGCCAAAAAUGAUCCGUUCAAACGAGAAGGCUCGAAGAAGGACGCUGAGGACAAAGCAAGUUCCACCAAAUCAAGUGAUAAGCGCAGUUCUACGGGGACAAAACUGGCCAACAAAGCACAGCCAUCUUAUAAAAAAGAAGAUAAGAAAUUGGAUAAACUUUCAGAAAAGGACAAAGAUUUGUCCAAGAAACAGGAGGUCAGAAGUGGAAAAUCUGAGUCAGUUUCAUCUAACUCGGGGCAAGAUUCUUUGAAGAAAGAUGACAGAAAGCAUGGACGGAUGAAGAGUCCAGGCAAGAUGGUCCUGUUACAUCAUCCCAAAGGGGACUCUAAUUUUGGCAAAAUAAGACCUUUUAGAAGGGGACGGUAUUUUGAUAAACCCUUCGUCAACAUGAAUAUUCAAAGAAGGCCAAAAUGGUUAAUUCCACCUGAAGAGUUAGAGAUGAUGAGAGUCAAACAGCGACCUUUUAUGAACAAGGGUGAAGACAUCCUGCCUUUUGAAAAGAUGAAGGAGCAAAGGCUGCGUGAACGGGUGGCUCGUAUAGACCGCGUUCGUAGAGCCGUAGAGUUGCGCAGGCGGCGUGAAAUUGCCGAACAAGAACGCAGGGAGCGUGAGCGCGUCCGUCUGUUACGGGAGCGUGAAGAGCGGGAGAAUCUGCUCCGGGAGCGCCAGAGACUUGAGAUGGAAAGACAAAAACUGGAGAGGGAGCGCUUGGAGAGGGAGAGGCUUGAGAGGGAGAGAAUCCGUAUAGAGCAGGAGCGACGUAAAGAGGCAGAACGUAUGACACGUGAACGUGAGGAGCUGCGGAGGCAGCAAGAGCAGCUCCGUUAUGAGCAAGAAAAGAGAAACCACCUCAAGAGGGGCCGUGAAGUGGAACACGGCCGGAGAGAUGAUUCUUAUUGGAAUGGCAACAAGAAGAUGCAGUCUGAGUCUGAUGUCCGUUUGAACCAAGGCUCAAACUAUAACCGACAGCAGAACCGCUUCUCCAACUUCACGCCCAGAGAGAGGGGUCGCUUUCCAGAGGCUGCUGCCGAGCAGCCCAACACGUACGACAGACGUAACCGGUUUGACGGUGAGCCCGAGGUAAAGAAGAGUCGCCCUGCUCCUCACAGGGAGAGCUCUGGCUUUGAGCGCUACCCUAAGAGCUUUGAAACAGUCCGCAGAGCUGAGCAGCCUCCUCCACGCACCGAACUCCGAGACAUUGACCGCCGGGACAGAGAUGAGAGGCGGCCUGUGCCCAUGCAUGAUCGCCCUAUGGGAGCCAGAGUUACAAUGCCUGGCAUGUCGCACAACCGCUCACCCAGGGAUGGAGGGCAUUCAUGGAAGAACGAUGGUGGCAUGAACUCCAACAAGGGAGAUAUACGUAAUGCUGGGUUGACCAGAGGACCCAUGCGCAUGCGUGCAGAGCGCUCGGGCAGAGAUGGUCCAGGCAGAGAUGGUCCAGGCAGAGAAGGUCCAGGCAGAGAUGGUCCAGGCCCAGUACUUAGAGGAGGCACAUCGGCCAACCGUGGAAGGAGCAGCUUUAAUGAGCGAGACGGAGGGAGACCCAUAGGGAUGAGUGAUCAGCCAUUCAGCUCUGGCCGCCAGGUCGUGGUGGAGCGUCACAGCCGGGAUCAGGGGCUGAGGAAGGAGUGGCACGGUGGAUCAAGUUCCCAGGGUCGGGGCUUCGGUGAUAAUCGCAGAAUGGGAGACAGCCGGGGCAGCAUGAUGGCUUCGAGUCACUCUUCCUCUGGAAUGAACCGUAUUGUACAGAUCACCAACAACUCCAUCCCCAGUGGUGGCAACGUGGGUGGAUUCAAGCCUUUCAAAGGGACGCCGCGGCAAUUUUAGUGGCAUCCAAAUUCUGCCACUUCAAACCACCUGAAAAUGUAAAGACUUUUCUGAACUCUUUAUUUUUAGAAUAUCGGCUGUUAUACGUGGCACAUUUGUAGCCAUGCAGUUGAUAACACAAUUUUAUUUUGUAUAGACAAGUGUUUAACUUGAUGUAGGGUGUUCCAGACAGGUCUGCUGUUACCAUUGGAAAAACGCUGUGCAUAUGUUUUACUUAACAUUUAGGAAGAUAUUGUGCAGCCCCAGGUCUUUGUAACAAGUUUUCAAGUGAUGAUCUUCUCCUGAGUGUUGUAUGUAUAUUUUCAAUAGCAUAGUGUCACACUCGGUAGCCCUGUGUAAUGUUUAAUUUUAGAGUGCAUUAAAUGUCAGGGAUCAUUCACUCAUUUGGAUUUUUUCUCUGUGAGGAAACCGAUGACGGGAGUAUUUUUAUUUCUUUUGUGUGGAUGUCCUGUUUUGUAAAAGGUAGUUGGAUUUGCUAAAAUGUUGUCAAACUGUUAACUAGCCUGCAUUGUAGCAAACACUCCACAAGCCACGUGGCUUGUGUCUGACAUAAAAUCUGUUACUGCGGAGCUUUCAGUGGUGUUGGAGUCCCUGAAAGGACCCUCACACUUAAUUAGAUUUGCUUUUUGUUUGCAUAUUCAAUUAGUCAAAUGUCAAUUUAUCAUUUUUGAAGAAGAUAUGAUUUUGUAAGUCACCUGAUGUUGGAACACACCAAAUGUAACCUUGUGAUGUAAGCGGGUAGUACGUUGGCAGAAAGUUUCAGUACACCGCAUGAAAUCUGCAUGUUGAUUAAAACUACAAAAGGUUAAGACUUUAGUCAGCUGACAAUCA
Molecule: messenger RNA, 4049 nt
Organism: Cyclopterus lumpus (lumpfish)
Lineage: Eukaryota; Metazoa; Chordata; Actinopteri; Perciformes; Cyclopteridae
Gene: sltm
Product: SAFB-like, transcription modulator
Exons: 20
Coding region: 24-3218 (1064 amino acids)
Biological process (GO): regulation of mRNA processing; regulation of transcription by RNA polymerase II
Cellular component (GO): nucleus
Molecular function (GO): sequence-specific DNA binding; RNA binding
Source: RefSeq, a predicted model, not a curated record